AUGACAUCCUACACUCAUGGCCACCAAGCUUCCGUUCUACGAGCGCACUCCUGGAGAACAGCUCAGAACUCGUGUGCCUACCUUCUGAGCUACGUCAAGCCUGAUAUGUCAAUUCUCGAUGUAGGAUGCGGACCCGGGACAAUCACCGUUGAUUUGGCCUGCCUAGUUCCUCAAGGCCAUGUUACAGGAAUCGAGCCAUCCGCUGAGCAAGAAGAAGUGCUUGACAAAGCUCGCCAUUUAGCUUCAUCGCAAGGAGUCACCAACCUCACCUUCUCGCGCGGAGAUGGUCACAAUUUGCCAUUCCCUGACAACAUGUUCGAUGUUGUCCACGCCCACCAGGUGUUGCAACACGUCGCUGACCCCGUCAAGGUGCUGAGUGAGAUGAAACGAGUUGUGAAGAGUGCUGGAGGGAUCAUUGCCGUCCGCGACAUCGACUAUGCAUCUAUGGUUUGGCACCCACCCUCCAAAGGGCUCUCAGAUUGGCAUGAAAUGUAUGAGAGGACAGCUCGCGCAAAUGGAGGCGAACCCAACGCUGGACGUGUUUUAUUGUCGUGGGCCCUCAAGGCGGGCAUUCCUCGUGAUUGCAUUGAGCCCAUGGUCGGUACAUGGUGCUUCAGCAAAAGCGAAGAAAAAGAAUGGUGGAGCGGGACAUGGGCAGAGCGUGUUGUCCAGUCAGCACUAGCAAAAAGCGCUGUCGAGCAUGGAAUCUCCACGGAGGCUGAAUUACAGGAAAUGGCGACAGCUUGGAAAAGUUGGUGUGUCGCACCCGACGCGUGGUUUGCGAUGCUACACGGAGAACUUAUUUGUCGUUUGUGA
Messenger RNA from Mycena indigotica, 816 nucleotides. RefSeq names its product Methyltransf-25 domain-containing protein. Gene Ontology annotation, molecular function: methyltransferase activity. The record is from RefSeq and is a predicted model, not a curated record. The transcript has a single exon. NCBI's taxonomy places the organism in Eukaryota, Fungi, Basidiomycota, Agaricomycetes, Agaricales, Mycenaceae. The coding region runs from base 1 to 816 and encodes 271 amino acids.